UCGAAGCCAUUUUAUUAUCACAACAGAAAAGAAGUGCAGCAGGUGCAUCGCUUUCUUUUUGUCUCAAGCAGAGACAACAUCGAUUUAUAUUAAUAUUUGUAUCGAGUGAAAGAUGGGCCAAUGCGGGAUUACGUCAUCCAAAACCGUCUUGGUUUUCCUUAAUCUCAUUUUUUGGGCGGCGGCGGGCAUUUUGUGCUACAUUGGCGCAUACGUGUUCAUCACCUACGAUGACUACGACCACUUCUUUGAGGAUGUGUACACUCUGAUCCCAGCCAUCGUCAUCAUCGCCGUGGGCACGCUCCUCUUCGUCAUUGGCCUGAUCGGCUGCUGCGCCACCAUACGUGAGAGCUCCUGUGGCCUGGCCACUUUUGCUGCCAUAUUGCUCCUGGUCUUUGUAACAGAGUGUGUGGUGGUGGUGCUGGGCUACAUCUACAGAGCAAAAGUGGAAGAUGAGGUGAACCACUCCAUCCAGAAGGUUUACAACGAGUACAACGGCACCAACACGGAUGCUCCCAGUCGUGCUAUCGAUUAUGUGCAGAGGCAGCUGCAUUGCUGCGGUAUCCACAACUACUCGGACUGGAGGAACACUCACUGGUUCAGAGAGUCCAAAAACAACAGCGUUCCCAUCAGCUGCUGCCAGCCCAACAUCAGCAACUGCACCGGCACCCUCACCCGACCGGCAUACCUCUACCAAGAGGGUUGUGAAGCUCUGGUUGUGAAGAAGUUAAAGGAGAUCAUGAUGUAUGUCAUUUGGGCUGCGUUAACUUUUGCAUCUAUACAGAUGCUGGGCAUGCUGUGUGCUUGUGUGGUGCUCUGUAGGCGGAGUCACGACCCGGCGUACGAGCUGCUUGUCACUACCAACAGCUACGCUUGAAUAACUCUCAUGGCCGGCAUCGGAAGGAGAGCGUCACCACGUCACGGUAGAUUUCAACAGUAGUUAUAUAUUUAAACUCAAGUAUACAAGCUCAAGCACACCUUGCACAAUCCAAUGAAGUAGCAAACACUGGCGACGUGGUCCCUACAUGAGGAACCAUGUAUUUAUUUAUUUUAAUAUUCUUUUCCCGACACUGAUAUGCUUUAAAAAGCCAGCAUAUAAAAAAUGGCAAACGGUAUUAUUUUGUCUUUGAAAUAUAGAAAUGAUCUCAUUCAGACAGAAUGGCAAAAAAAAAAUAAAAAAAAUAAAAUGUAAUGGGUGCUUAUGUGUUACGUUAUGGUUGAAUGUGUGUAGGGCCAAUGUGCACUCAUGAGAAUUUAGUAGGAAAUUGAACAAAAAGUUAAUGUCUUCAUCCUGGUUGAAAUCGCAUAAAGCCCUGCAUUAAUGCGCUUUAAAUCAUUGGCGUCUGUGCAACCUGGGCCUUCAGUAGGGACAUACCCAACUUAAUUCACCUUUUAAUAUCACCACUAUCACACUGCAGUUAUCGAAACCAUAAGUACUAUUAAAAAAAACAAAAAAAACGCAAUUUAAUAGCACACAACUCUGCCACAUGCAUCAUCUAGGGGAGUCCAGGGUCAAUAUUUAUCUAAUAACAUGACAAAAAAAAAACCAUAAAAAAAUUUCAUAACACAUGAUGAUAACUAUGGGGGAGAAGCUCGGUCAUUCGUGAGAAGCUCAAAGUCAAGCUGCUGCUCCUCUGUAUGGAGAGAAGCCGGAUUAGGUGGCUCGGGCAACUGGUUAGGAUACCCCCCUGGACGUCUCCCUAGUGAGGUGUUCCGGGCACAUUCCGCUGGGGAGGCUAUGUCUCCCGGUUGGCUUGGGAACGCCUCGGAAUUCCCCCAGAAGAGUUGGACAAAAUGGCCGGAGAGAGGGAAGUCUAGGCAUCCCUGCCUAAACUGCUGCCCCCGCGACCCAAGCCUGGAAAAGCGGAAGAAGAUGGAAAUAUGGAUGGAAUGAUGAUAUUAACCAGACAUGCUGAUUAUUACAUGCAUUAAUGUGUGCAGAUAGCUACACUUGUUUUGCUAGUCUAACUUGGUUUGCUCCAACUAUCAACUACCGGAGACAAAUUCCUUGUGUGUUUUUUGGACAUACUUGGCAAAUAAAGAUAAUUCUGAUUCUGACCAACCGAUCAGAGAGUGGAGAAAUACUGACUCACAGCUUGCUGGCCCUGCAAGGAGAUUUUUAAAUCUGGUUGGCUGAAGGAACAGUCUCAUUGAUAAUAUAGUUUGAGUCACAUCAGCCAGCAACACUGAUUGUGAAGGCCCUGGGCAGAUUAGCUUGACAACACAGCACAUAGAGGCUGCAAUCUGAUUGGACAAAACAAUCUAAUAUCCACAUACACGUACUGGAAGCAUUGCAGCCAAGAAAGUGCUAUAAAAUUAAGAGAAUGGACUGUUUAUGUUACGGACGUCUCUAGUGCUGCAGAUGUGGACCCAAAAGCGAACAGGAGUCGUAUGGUUAGAGUGGAUGUUUUGUUUAAUAUAUCAGGGGAGAUUACGUGUACAGAAUCACAGGGCGAACGGUAAUUGGGUGGGUUGCUGGGGCUAGGCAGGAAACCUGAUCACAAGGGCCGAGGGGAUUCUUGUGGCGGUUGAGGAGUAGAGAGACUCGAGGAGACAAUGCGAAGGCUGGGUGAGGGACACAGCACUGGCACUGGUGGAGAAAAAACGGAAUCAAAACCAGGUAUUCUCAGACAAAAAGGUUAUACAGGAAACAGGCGUGAUGGCCGAAGUACCACUUGUGGAAGCGGAAGUCAUCUGGCUGUUGCUGUUCGUUGAUCCGGCAGGAUCUUUAAACCCAGUUGAUUGCGGAUUGGUUGCAGGUGCGCAAGAAUGAGUAUCCCUCCAGAAGCUGCCCAGUCUGAAACAAUAAAACAAACUACAAGCAGUGUGGUGCAGGAAAUGAGCCCACCAAAAUAUGACAAGGCUGUGCCGAACCACCACAGUUUAGAAUACAUUUGAAUAAUUUCAUGGAACAAGUAUUAGAAUUUAGGCUGUAAAUGCAGGCCAGUGCUUUUGAUAGUAUUUAGGCCAGCAGAGAUGUCCUAAAUUUUCUUUCAUUGAAGCUUCCCAAUACACUUCAAACAUGACAGACGUACUCCACAAAGGUUAAACCAUGGCAGACGUGCUGCAGUCAAAAUCCCGUAGAGUGGAAUAGCUAAAGUUAUAUUUUAUAUUUAUAUAUUUUCCUGGGUCGAACUGUCACCAUCAUUAAAUGUUUAAAUUGUCAUACAAGUGUAAAAACAAGUGAACUCUUAUUAAUAUUAAAGGUCCCAUAUUUGAGCUAUUACACCUCCAUAGAGUGACUCUCUAACAUGGACUUCGUAUAACAGUGUCAAUUUAAUUUCAAAAAGCACCUUUGUUGUGUCAUACGAUUGUCCAAAAAAGGCCUCUCUGAUAGCUACUUCUGUUCGACCCAGUUUUGUGUCCGUUGUGUCCAUAUCUGGCUAAGACCGCCUCCUAUCCCCUGAUUGGUUGCCUCUGUGUUGAAGACCCACUUGUGAGAGCACACGUGUUUAUGUUGACAGCACUGGCUUAGGAACGGAGAGGUAGUGAUGUAGAUGAGUUCGAAUAACUUCGAAUGACCUGAUUUCAGGGCCUCUCUAGAAAAAUGUCUAGAACAUUGUAUCAUAUUUCACGUUUGCUGAGGCACCACAGAGCCAAUAUAACAUCCCACACACAAGAAUCCCCCCCCCCAAAAAAACACUACUUUUCUAAAACGUGUGCAAUUCUUAGCCAGUCAAACAGCCACUAGCACUAUUAGCUAACGUUAGCAGUUGACUCAGCUGCCUGGACUUGAUCAUCUUUUCCGCCUCUGCAUCUUCACUCAUGCUUCGAAAAAUCCCUUGUUCUUGUCUUAAGAACUCUUGUUGAGGCUUGUCCUUCUUUUGGAAAUGGUGUUGAAGCUGGUUGAGAUGAAGUCCUGUGAGAUUUGUUGGCAUCACAAAUGACAGCAGUUUGUGCAACGUUAGAUGCAUAAGUUUUUAAGAAAAAAAAAAAAAUAAGAAACCAACUUUCAAAGUACUUAAGUGCUUAAGGCAGACCUUGGUAACAUGGGAGUCAAUGCAAAACUAAUAAUUGCAGCGUGUUGUACAAAAUCCUACUAAAUUUGAGUGAGAACACUGCAGUCUGUAUGUGGGAUCUUUUUUCUUAUGUGCUACUUUGUACAGUGAUUGGAGCUUUUGAGACAUUUUGUGGUUGGGGGGGAAAAAAAUAACAAAAA
Molecule: messenger RNA, 4156 nt
Organism: Phyllopteryx taeniolatus (common seadragon)
Lineage: Eukaryota; Metazoa; Chordata; Actinopteri; Syngnathiformes; Syngnathidae
Product: tetraspanin-3-like
Exons: 7
Coding region: 113-874 (253 amino acids)
Biological process (GO): regulation of vascular endothelial growth factor signaling pathway; protein maturation; protein localization to plasma membrane
Cellular component (GO): membrane
Source: RefSeq, a predicted model, not a curated record